AUGUCAUACUAUUCAACGAUUUAUAAAACGCUGUUCAAAAGAAACUCUGUGUUUGUGGGCACUGUGUUCUUCUCAGCUUUCGUUUUCCAAACUUCAUUCGAUUCUGCUGUAACUUCCUGGUAUGAAAACCACAACAAGGGCAAAUUAUGGAAGGAUGUCAAAUUUAAACUUCAAAAUGGUGGUGAUGAUGACGAGGACGAAGACGAUGACGAAUAG
Molecule: messenger RNA, 216 nt
Organism: Zygotorulaspora mrakii
Lineage: Eukaryota; Fungi; Ascomycota; Saccharomycetes; Saccharomycetales; Saccharomycetaceae
Gene: QCR9
Product: ubiquinol--cytochrome-c reductase subunit 9
Exons: 2
Coding region: 1-216 (71 amino acids)
Biological process (GO): mitochondrial electron transport, ubiquinol to cytochrome c
Source: RefSeq, a predicted model, not a curated record